Perkinsus marinus ATCC 50983 is the source of this 2217-nucleotide messenger RNA. RefSeq lists its product as hypothetical. The record is from RefSeq and is a predicted model, not a curated record. Lineage: Eukaryota; Perkinsozoa; Perkinsida; Perkinsidae. The transcript is spliced from 7 exons. The coding region runs from base 343 to 2172 and encodes 609 amino acids.
UUGUUUAAGAGCUGAUGUCUUCGCCAACUACCGCCCCUCCUGCUGACGAUGAGAUAACAGCGAUCUCCUACGAGACCGAGGAUGUAGGAUCGGUCAUAUCCAGCUCAAAGACCAAGUACACUUGGCGAUUCGAAAUAGGCGGACAGGUAGUAGUAGUAGUAGUAGUAGUAGUAGUAGUAGCAGUAGUAAUAGUAGUAGUAGUAGUAGUAGCAGUAGUAAUAGUAGUAGUAGUAGUAGUAGUAGUAGUAGUAAGCGAACUCCGUUCAGAGCUACCUAGUGAAUCUCUUCGUCUCGUGGCGCAGUGAUAAAUACCGUGUCGUUUUGAAUGGUUACGAACAGACCAUGCAAGUUCAAAAGUCGGGCAAGUUCAGUUACGCUUUCAAAUUCCAAGGGCAUUAUUUCAAAGUAGUCCCAUCGAGAUAUCCAGACAGAUGGGAUUUGCUCAUUGAUACAGUGCCGUUCUACGCCUACACGGCUCGAGGAAAGCGGGAGCAGGCUAUCCGGCUCAGACAGUACUAUGAGAGACGAAUGGCUGAGAAGAGACAAGCCAAUGAGACGGAUGACGAUGAGUAUCGAGAGAUGCAGAAACAAGUGGCAUUGCUUCGAGCGCAAGAUGGAGAGGAUGAUAGCUCUUCGGAAGAGGAGGAAUCUAGCGAGGAUGAGAAUCCUCAAGUUCCGCCUCCUACCGAUCUGGCAUCUCGUAUAGGCCACCGUAACGACUACAAGCAGCAGAUGGAUGCCGCUGAGAACGCGUUUUAUAGUACUCAAAUGCCGACCUUUCCCGACGACCUCUCCACUGGUGGACCACAGCAAGCCUCGGCGGCCCCGCCGGACAUGAUAUCUUUCGACAGCCCUGUCGUGUGGGGACCAGCUGCUGCUGGUGUAGCGGUGGCUGGGAUGGCUGCUGCACAGUAUGGGAGCAACGAGGCCCAUGGGGGUCGGCAGGCAGAUGGCAAUGGUGAUAAUGUGAAUCCUUUCGCGAUGGGGACCACGCCUGGGGGAGGCCAGCAGACUACUGCUGGCAGUGCAUUCGAGGCCUUUGAUGCACUCACACCAGCCGGGGGAGAUCAGACACUCCCACAAGGGUAUAUCCCUCCAGCUUUGGGAGUGCAGGGUACUACUCAACAGGCUUGGUCGACAGGGCCGCAACAGCAGUACUAUUAUGAUUAUUAUCACCAACAACAGCAACAACCUCCAGUACCUGUGCAAGGACAACAACAGCAGCAGCAGUACCCUACAACUGUACAGGGAGUACCACAGCAGCAGCAGCAACAGCAGCAGUACACCACCACUGUACAGGGAGUACCGCAGCACCAACAGCAGCAGUACCCUACAACUGUACAGGGAGUACCGCAGCACCAACAGCAGCAGUACCCUACAACUGUACAGGGAGUACCGCAGCACCAACAGCAGCAGUACCCCACCACUGUACAGGGAGUACCGCAGCACCAACAGCAGCAGUACCCUACAACUGUACAGGGAGUACCGCAGCACCAACAGCAGCAGUACCCCACCACUGUACAGGGAGUACCGCAGCACCAACAGCAGCAGUACCCUACGACUGUACAAGGGGAAGCAGUAGACCACCAGUCCUCUCCUAUAUCCGCACACGAUGCCCCACAGCAGCAGCAGCCUUCUCCUAUGUCGGUACAACACGCACCAGCACAAGAGCAUUUCAUCACCAGUAUACCGCCACAACAGGUGACUCCAUCACCUAUAGGCUCGCAACAUGUGAUGGGAUCAUCGUAUAUGGUCCCUGGAGCACAGACUGAUCUACAGCAGCAACAGCAGCAGCAGCAACAGUACCCAGUCCCUGUGGUAGCUGCAUCGGUCUCAUCGGUCCGUCCCGGUAGCAGCCAACAGGCUACUGUUAUACAGGGCUCUCCCGUGGCCCCGCAAACAUCUAGUGCAGUCUCCUCUUUCUCCUCCUCCUCGACUACUGUGGUCCCAGGUGUUCCAGCUGCUACCACUUCUAGUGUCAUCUCAUCGCAGUCGGCUCCCUAUGGCCAUUACGGCAGUCAGUCGAUGCCUCAACAACAGCAGUGGCCGUCGGAGGCCAGUGGGAGCUACUACUAUUACGGCACAGCUACGAGUGCUACGGAUGCCAAAGUGCAGCAGCAAGGGAGCUCUCCUGUCGCUCCGGCUCAUGCGGUGGCAGAACAGAAGCGAUAAGAGUAGUUUGUUUUGAUGGAAAUGUAUUUAUCAUAGCGGAGCGUU